AUGGCGUCUUCCGCAGCGUCGCUCUCUCUCUGCUCCACUUUCUCGGCUCAUUGCAAUGUCAAUUCUCGCCGUUCUUCGAGCGUAAUCAUUGGUUCUCUCUCUAAACCGUCGGUUAAUCUGGCUAAACCUGCGAUUGGGUUUCUUUCUCCUGCUUCGACUUCUCGACCUGCAUUCCCCAUCGCGCCGAAAUUCGCUGAAUCAGCCGUCGUUUCUGAGCCGGAGACUACUGAUAUCGAAGCUGUGGUUGUCUCCGAUGUCGCGGAGGAGAAGCCUAAACGAGAAGAGAUUUUCGCUGUUGUUAUGGUUGGUGGACGCCAAUACAUAGUUUUUCCAGGGAGAUAUCUCUACACUCAGAGGAUGAAAGAUGCUAAUGUCAAUGAUCAGAUUGUUCUGAACAAAGUGCUUCUUGUGGGCACAAAGACGCACACUUACAUCGGCAAACCAGUUGUUACAAAUGCCACAGUACAUGCCGUAGUCGAAAACCAAGGUCUAAAUGAUAAAGUGGUGGUCUUCAAGUACAAGCCGAAGAAGAAGUACCGUAGAAAUAUUGGUCAUCGGCAGCCAAAUACGAGGAUUAGGAUUACAGGAAUCACAGGGUAUGAAGAGUAUCCAGCGUCACCCAAUGUUGCGGUUUAA
Molecule: messenger RNA, 636 nt
Organism: Microthlaspi erraticum
Lineage: Eukaryota; Viridiplantae; Streptophyta; Magnoliopsida; Brassicales; Brassicaceae
Source: the annotation of a GenBank genome assembly